Molecule: messenger RNA, 1831 nt
Organism: Pectinophora gossypiella (pink bollworm)
Lineage: Eukaryota; Metazoa; Arthropoda; Insecta; Lepidoptera; Gelechiidae
Exons: 4
Coding region: 469-1170 (233 amino acids)
Biological process (GO): regulation of transcription by RNA polymerase II
Cellular component (GO): transcription regulator complex; nucleus
Molecular function (GO): DNA binding
Source: RefSeq, a predicted model, not a curated record
ACUAGAAACUGAGUGCUUGAGUCGACUUUUACGAUAGCUAUGCCAAGACCAGUUCGAGACCGAACGACUCUAUAUUUAUUUUAUACGCCAAGUAAACAAGUUCAGUUAAUUAUUAUUUACGUAAACAUUCAUUACCAUCAAUUUAAAUAAACAUUAAACUUUAAAAUAAAUAAAAUAGUAAGCGCGACAGAAUUGCGUAUUGCGUAUGCUACACGGGCGAAUCAAAAAGUUCGUAAUAAACGUGCGUGAGUCUGUCUGAGGUCUGCCCGACUGUACAGCCACGCCAAUCAGGCUGGCUGGCGUGCGCAUAGUCGCGCGAUCGCAGCGCCAGUCGCCAGUCGCACGGCUGCUGCGACCACACGUAAAGUCGUAGUCGCCGAGUAAUAAGGUCGCGCUCGAUCGAUAAACCCAGUUUCUGUUUACAUCGCGUUUAGUAGUAAAAUCUGGUUUGUUUAGAGCCUGCAAACCAUGUUGGCGUGCAACCAGAUGCAGCUGAUUGAGGAGGUGAAGAAGAGACCAGCUCUGUACAGUGCAGCGCACCCGGCAGACCGAGAUGAGAAGCUCACGUUAUGGCGGGAAGUCGGGGCGGCCAUAUUUGAUGAUUGGGACGAGUGUAACAAGGCUACGGCUUAUGAUAGAGUGCUCCACUUGCAAAGAAAAUGGCGCUCGUUCCGCGAUGCGUACAGCCGGGAACUGCGAGCCAGGAAGACGGGCGUGAGGGUCAACAAGUGCGUCUAUAAGUACUUCAAACAACUGAGCUUCCUUGGAGGCUUCGAGGGCAGCGUCAAUGAUGGAGUCGAGCCAGAACAAAGCCUAAUACAAGAGGACACCAGCGCAGUAGAAUUCGACCCCUUGAUAAUAUCUACCAAGUCUGAGAGGAAGCCUAAAAAGCGAAAAGUGAAAACGCCGAGCGUAGACGAGUGCCGAGACGAGGAAGAGACGCCGCUAUACAACUUAGAGGUGGGAGAGAGCGAGACGGACACAGACAAGUUGUUCCUCCUUUCGUUUCUGCCGGAAAUGCGGCAGUUGCCGGUGAAUAUCAAGAUGUGGGCGCGUGCGCAGAUCGCUAACAUAAUGCAGGAGGCUGUCGCCAGCCAGUAUGACAACACUACGCCGCGGGACAGGGUCAGCAUAGAAGUCAAAAGGCCAAGAGGAGAUAGCUCAGAUUAAUAUGCUAACUGUACUGCGCAUAAGGUUACUUUUGCCAUAGAAUAAAGAAUAAUUUUCUACAUGUAGAACGGUACCAGAUCUACGGGUGAAGACCUCAACGGUUGCAAAGGCGGAGAUGGGAGCCAUCAGUACGGCAAUGCAGGACAGAAGUGUCAACUCACAGGGACUGUAACCUUGAGCCUGACAGAGGGCAGCAGUGACUGUCAGUUCUAUUCAGAGGCGGAGGACGGGAGUCCUAGUACGGCUUUGAAAUAGAGUACUCUGGGCGCCAUCCCACUCGCGUCAUACAGAGUACUGUGGGGCGGAAGGCAAGAGGGAAACCACAGCCCUAUUUUUACAUACAAAAGUAGCAUGGAGAACGCUACACCGACAAGAGGCUCUUAAAUUAGUGAUGAUGAGAACGGUAACUCUUUGGGCGCCGUGCUAGAUUUUCCUCACUCCCUUUGGGUUUUACUUUAAUCUAAAUGCUCAUAAGCCGCGUGAGUAAGAGAGAGCGCGCGCGGAUUGUCUAUCUCCCUCGCACUAACGCGGUACACGGUAAGAAUUUUUUUUUUUAAUUGAGUGUCCGGGGUGCGCUUUUGCUGUCCCUACCCUAGUCGAGUUUUUAAGUAAUACUAUCGUUAAAGUUAAGGAAAUUGAGUAAAUAUAAUGAUAGAAAGUA